This is a messenger RNA of Moesziomyces aphidis, 1224 nucleotides long. NCBI's taxonomy places the organism in Eukaryota, Fungi, Basidiomycota, Ustilaginomycetes, Ustilaginales, Ustilaginaceae. The record is from the annotation of a GenBank genome assembly.
AUGACGACAGGUGAUGAUGGUGACGAAGAAGAUGUUGUCCGCAGCUACCUCCAAUCCGUUUGCUCUGGCUCGACUGGCGCGCGCACUGGACUCGACUCGACUCGACUCACAGGACUGCAGGCCAGUCUCUCGCAGCUCGAGACCAGACUUGGUCCUCCAACUUCUGGGCGGCUCCUCGUUGCGCUCGCAAUCUCGACACCCACGUCCGGAGCCGUUGGACCUGUCGCUGCCAGCACCUCCGAGGCCCCGCCUGUGCCCUGCAGCCGGGAUCCUGAGGCCAGAGACUGCCUCGCCGCCGCCUCUCUGUGGCCCAAGUCGAGAGUGAAUCCAGGCAGCGAGGGCAAAGUCGAAAGCUCGGCCGAACCAUGUCUCGAAGGCACUGCCGGUCUGCAAGCCCAACUCGACGGCCCACACGGAAGAGCAGGCCAGGGCAGAGCGAGUGGCAGCCAGCUGCGCUCUGAAGACCAAGAAGACUUGAAGCAGUCUCAACGCGACCCUCGAGGCGGAGAGGGGGGCAGACAGGGCUACGAGGGAGCAGCAGUUGGCGAUCUCGAGACCAGGCAGCGGCGUCGGCGUGCGGGUGUGCGUGCAAGCCAGCAAGGUCUAGUCGCCAGAAGCUCGCGCUCCCAUUGCCUUCCCGUCUCUCACCAUACCCAUCAAGGUAAGUCGCACCGAUCCCAUGCGGUCGUGUGCUCGAGAUAUGCACAUGGUGGCCUCGAUCCAAGCAUCCCGACACAUGCCAACAAUGGCACCUACGCCAGCAGCGACAACGAAAGAAGGUUUGCCGAGUGCAGCCAGCACGACGCGCAUAGCAUUGGCCAAGCGACAUCGCAGUACAACCAUCUCUUUCGCAUGCAUGUCGACCAGGAUGCUCUGCCCGACGCAUCUGUAGUCGCUCGCUAUGACGUGCACCACCGAGACACGCCGACGCAUCAGCCGUUCUCAGUCUCUCGCCAAUCGAUUCUCGACACGUCACCAGCAUCACAAGUUCGUCCCCAGCCGGCAGGAUGUGAACUAGCUCUACAUCAAGAGUCUGUGCCUCGGGAACGGACAGCGGUCGCUGGAUUGUUGCAAUCCGGUGCUUGCUUGCCGUUUGUCUGGGAUGAGGACGCUAGAGCCAGGAUCUUCCCCUGCCAUUCCGACGCUGGUCACUACUACUGCAGCAUCAUCAUCGUACUCUUUCUUUGUUCCGGCACCAAGGGUGACUUGAUCGAGGCAACCUAG